This is a messenger RNA of Aspergillus fijiensis CBS 313.89, 498 nucleotides long. RefSeq lists its product as uncharacterized. The coding region runs from base 1 to 498 and encodes 165 amino acids. The transcript has a single exon. The record is from RefSeq and is a predicted model, not a curated record. NCBI's taxonomy places the organism in Eukaryota, Fungi, Ascomycota, Eurotiomycetes, Eurotiales, Aspergillaceae.
AUGCCGUGGAGCAUCCUCCCAAAGUCAGUAACAGCAUGGCUGAAUCGUUGGGACGAGAGAUCUUGCGAAGACGUGGGAGACUUCCACGAGGCCCAGGAAGCCCGAGCCCGACUGUAUUUCCAGGGUGCAGCGGGGCAGCUCGGCCACGUGGAAGCGCUGGUCCGCGACGACGUCGACUUGAACUUUGCAAUCCAGCGCGAGGCGGCUCUCCAGCGCGAGCUCAAGACCCUCUUCGUAUGGCUAAUGAUCUCCGGCGCCGCGGACGUCACCACCGCGGAGGAAAUUUACUCUCGUAUCCAGACCGUCGAAACCCAGCUGUCGGCGCUGGAAGAGAUGAUCUGGCGCUUGGAGCGCAGUACCCACGAGGUCCUGAGUCGGUUCGCUGGGAGCCGACUCGCAUCGCUUUUGAGGGCUUGGGCGACCGCCGAGAUCAUAUGCAGCGCCUCAUGCUGGCCUAUCGCUUCGGGCUGCGUUGGGCAAGGCGUUACAACAAUGUAG